GUCCGAGUAUUUUCUUUCAGCCUUGUCUCAGAAUUCUUUCUGUCGAAAACCUCUGUGGGAGAGAUGCGCUGUGGGCCCUCGCAGAAGCAAAGCGACGGACGCUCUCAAAGUUGGGCCAAAACGACCCGGUUGUUCUUCGACGAAUGGGUUGGCCUGGUUCUUUCCAGGUGGUGGGCAGCACCAGCGACCAGGGCCAAAGAGCAGGACACGCAGUUUGACAUGUACAGGUGCUCUUCCAUCUCAAAAGCACAGAUCCUGAUCUUCCGAGGCAAGGCAGGGUCGACUGAAGAGUCAACUGAAGAGCGAUGGCCAACUCAGACUAGGUGCAGCUAGAAUCAGCACCCAGCAACGCCCCGCUUUGACGGUGGCCGGACCGCUGGAGAGUCGCCCAGACCGUCCCUCGCACGCACCACGCAGAACAACAUGAAGGCUGGCAACGGUGGCCGGCCUAGAGGGGCUGGAUGUCGCGCAAGUGAGCGUUGAAGAGAGACCGGCAUCGUGCAAGACCGGUUGUGCAGAGAUUGUGAGUGCUUAGAAUGACACUGGACCAAAUACAGCAUAGUUUCAUGCAUUCGGCCAUAACAUGCACAAGUUCGCUUGAUGCCUUUUUCCAAACUGGAUUACACGAUCAACCAGACCGGGCUUGAGAAAGGGCUUGCAGCGGCUUUUGUGAGGACACGCGUGUUGUCAAAAUUGAGAAGGGUAGGGAUGCGUUGCC
Messenger RNA from Durusdinium trenchii, 718 nucleotides. The record is from the annotation of a GenBank genome assembly. Lineage: Eukaryota; Dinophyceae; Suessiales; Symbiodiniaceae.